AUGACGCUCCAACGAGCCGAAUACGAAAGCGCAGCCCAUGGACUACUUCUACAGGAAGCAAGUCACAGAGAAGACCACGACUACGCACUUGCUCUCAAUAUGCAGCAGGAGGGUCAAGAGCUCCAAGCCGUAACCCGCAACUGCGUAGUCUGUGGCGACGACACACCAAUUUCAGAGCUUCCUGCCCUAUUGGACUGUAACCACGAGCCCCGGACGUGCUCCAACUGCUACCAGAACUGGAUCUCAUCCGAAUUCAACAGCAAAGGCUGGAAACGGAUUGCAUGUCCGGAGUCAGGUUGCAGUGUACUGCUUCAGCACGUCGAACUCCAGGCAUACGCCACUUCCGAAGACUUCCAAAAAUUUGACACCCUCUCCGCCCGCGAAGCCAUGAAUGACGAGCCCAACUUUCGCUGGUGUCGCGGCCCCAGCUGCACAUCCGGUCAAAUCCACUACGGGGGGCGCUCCGACCCAAUCUUCACCUGCAGCGAAUGCGGGUUCAAAGUCUGCGUUGUGCACGACGGGACGUGGCACCAGGGCGAGACGUGCGAGGAGUACGAUUACCGUGUGAGUGGACGGAAAGAGCAGGAUCAGAGGAGCCAGGAGCAGGCGAGUCAGCGAUUGCUAGAGAAGCUGACAAAAAAGUGUCCGGGAGAAGGGUGUAACUGGAAUAUCGAGAAGAAUGAUGGAUGUGAUCAUAUGACUUGUGAGUAA
Molecule: messenger RNA, 711 nt
Organism: Coniosporium apollinis CBS 100218
Lineage: Eukaryota; Fungi; Ascomycota; Dothideomycetes
Exons: 2
Coding region: 1-711 (236 amino acids)
Biological process (GO): ubiquitin-dependent protein catabolic process; positive regulation of proteasomal ubiquitin-dependent protein catabolic process; protein polyubiquitination
Cellular component (GO): ubiquitin ligase complex; cytoplasm
Molecular function (GO): zinc ion binding; ubiquitin protein ligase activity; ubiquitin conjugating enzyme binding
Source: RefSeq, a predicted model, not a curated record